Molecule: messenger RNA, 702 nt
Organism: Triplophysa dalaica
Lineage: Eukaryota; Metazoa; Chordata; Actinopteri; Cypriniformes; Nemacheilidae
Gene: atoh1c
Product: atonal bHLH transcription factor 1c
Exons: 1
Coding region: 7-600 (197 amino acids)
Molecular function (GO): protein dimerization activity
Source: RefSeq, a predicted model, not a curated record
UAAACCAUGCUCCGUUCAGACGGCUCCUGCGCACAGUUCAUCUGGAGGGAGGCCGAGAGAGCCUGUUCAGACCAGCGUGCACACAACAGGGUGAGCCGUGACCCCUGUGCUCUCGUCCAGCUCCGGCUCUCAGGGUUAACGUACCCCGAUGACGACCAGAGCACCAUCGCCCGAGCCCGGAGACGCCGCAGACUGGCGGCUAACGCCCGCGAGAGGAGGAGGAUGCUGGGCUUGAACGUGGCUUUCGAUCGUCUGAGGGGCGUCAUUCCUAACGUGGAGAGCGAGAGGAAGCUGUCGAAGUCUGAGACGCUUCAGAUGGCGCAGAUCUACAUCAACACUCUGACUGAACUGCUGGAGGAAAAAGACUGCGACCCCGACUUCAGUUACCCCACAUUAAUGAGGGGUGUGGAGGAACAGAUGAUCGUGAAUAGUUCAGUGGAGGCUACAGUAGGAGAGGAGACCGAAACAGAGGAGAAAACGCCUUCCAACACCAGGACAAAUUCAUUUACUGGGAAUUUCAGGAACCCCAAGUGCUGUGACCCCAAAUCACAUGAAGACUUAGAAAUGAACUUGAUGGAAAGAAGCAAUGGCACAAGAUAACUCCGAUUUUUGUAUCUCUGCUAAACUCAAUUUCUUUUUUUUUUAAAUGCUAACAUAUGUUUUGUACACAAUAUAAAUAUUUAGGAAUCAAUGAGAAUUUUG